Molecule: messenger RNA, 835 nt
Organism: Plutella xylostella (diamondback moth)
Lineage: Eukaryota; Metazoa; Arthropoda; Insecta; Lepidoptera; Plutellidae
Source: RefSeq, a predicted model, not a curated record
CAUACUUCAUAAUUCUUUGACUAAGUGAGGAUACAAACAGAGACUGUGAAUAAAUAAGUUUGUUAUUACUAAAUUAAUAGUGUCAAAAUGCGUUUCGAGUGGCCUACCGUUACUAGAUGUUGUUUUUGUUUUCCACUGAGGAGGGGUAUUAUCACGUUUGGAUAUGUGACCCUUGUAGAGUCACUGCUGAUGGUGGCAGUGCAAAGCUACCUGGUUCACGACGGCUCAGCUUAUCUAGGAUUUGAGAGCAAUAGUAUAAUUGAUUAUCUUCCGGCAGAAGUGUGCUUGACUAUAUAUUUGAUAAGGCUCGUAUUUAAUGCCUUACUUUUAUAUGGAGCACAUAAGCAAGAGUUACUCUACAUCAAGAUAUUCUUCUACUACUCCAUAGCGGAGACGGUAUCCCUGGUGGUGAUGGUGGUUCUGGAGUGCACCCGCAUUCACUGGAGAUUUGUGAUUAUAUCGGCAAUGUUCUCCUUCUUCGCAUCGAUGUGCAUGCAAGUAUACCUGCUGAUCCUCAUCUACAGUCUACUCUGCAAGGUGCGCGGCGCGGGGCGGCACGAGUGUGAGAACCACAUCACGGGCGUGGUGCUGGGCGGCUACAGUGGAGCGGCUCUCGGGGACCACGAGGAGCUCUGUCAGUAGAUGACGUCAGAGGGGUGGUGCUGGUCUACAGCGGGGGCUGCGCAGGGGGGGGGGGAGGAGCUCUGUCAGUAGGUGACGGCUGGUGGGAGUGUGAGCGGCCACCCUGAGUUGCGAAUCUCACAGGUGUACAAAAGAGGUGUAUGCGAAAAGAAGAAUGAUAGUGGCAGAAGAACGGGGUAUUGACAAGAUUAUG